CUGCGGUUAGUUUUGAAGCGUGAUACGAUGUUUACACACUUAUAAGUGGUGAAUUACAUUAACUGUAUUCUAAUGGAGGUGAAAUAAACAGGCUAACAUAUAAACUGAUCAGCCAGCCAGUCAUCAUAAUGGAUGAGUUCAACGACAGUUUAAAUGAGACUGAUGGAAUCCCUCAAGAGGAAAUAAGAUUUGUUGGGUCGGGUCCAGGACAUUUUAAAGGAGAGGGGGCUCAGGAGGAAGACGAUAACUUUGUUAUGAUAUCUGAUAGUUAUGGUGAUCAUGCACAAGGCUCACAGCAACAAGGUUUUGACAUGGAUGUGAACAGGGAGAAUGGAAUGAUGCACCCAGAACAACUACCAGGGAACUACAACUAUAGGAAUAGAUUACAAAACAAUGCUGAUAUAAGCAGAGAUACUGUAUCAGAUUUUGGAAACAUGGAAGCUUACAGAAGGUCUGGGCCAGAGGGAAGUCCAGCAUUUCAGCAGAGUGGAGGCUUUCUGCCCAGUAUUGCAAGCGAUAAUGAGUCAAGUGUAAUAUUCAGGCCUGUUCGACAGCUAGACUUCUCUGCUUUGGAUGAAACUGGACAGACUGAUGAAAUAAUACCCCAUGGUAUGAAUCGUUCCGUGUCAACUCCAGAGCAUGAGGAUAGGAGCAUGUCCUACCUGGAGAGAGAGGUGUGUGGUUCUCAGGCAGAUGAUGAAAACACAAGAGAAACAUCACCAGAAACAGGAUUCUUCGAAUUGAAAUCUUCUCCACUACAUACAAGUGAAAGUGAGGGUGAAUUAGACAGUCGUGUCAUAUUCUCGCCAUUAAACAAUGGUGGGGCGGGUACUAUGUAUAACACAUCAAUGACAUUUGAACCAAAUUUGAAUCAGGUAGAUACGGUUAAUAAAAGUGGUCCUCCACCUUCAAAUAUGGUGACAAGGUCUCAGUAUUCACCACCUAGUCGUCCAUUUGACAACCAAGGUUCACCUCAGGCAGUGCAGUAUCAAAUGUCUCCUAUCACAGGUCAUCCUGUGGGGAAACGUUCAGUCUUUGUCAAUAUACCUAAUCAUUCAGUGUAUGAUAGAACAGAAAAAGAGUCGCCAAAUAAUAGAAUGUUAGAAACCAAUCUGAAAUCACAAUCUCCAAGGCUUCAGUUUGUUGAUGAUACUAAUAUCCAAAGUAUGUCCCCGUCACAACCUCAGUCACAAGUAUUCUCAAAUAGUUUGCCUCCUAGAUUACAGGGAGUACAAAGAUCGCCACUCAGAAACCAAGGACAAAUGAUAGGUGCUACUGGCUCUCCACGAUCUAUGAAUUCAAAUAUACGAACUGACAAGAGUGUUGAAAACUCUCCACAACAGCUACACGCAAAUGGAGCACAAAGAUUAGACUCUCAUCAAGGUCAUGAUCAAGUGACAGAUCAUCCUCAGAAUCAAACAGAUGAUUCCACACAAAGGUUACCCUCUCCAUCGGCUUGGAAAAUUCCUGGUGAGCAAACAAAACAAAAUCGAAAUCUUUUCAAAGAGCCAAAAAUGGCAGCCCCAAAGCGAGCCGGUAACACUCAAAUGCAAAAUAAUAAAAGACCAACUAUGCCAGCAAAGAACUCUCAACGAGAAGUUGUAAACUCUGGGCUUAAGGCCAGACAGGUACAAGCAAAACAGGAUACAUCUGGUGCCAGGGUCAAAGGUCAAAAUUUAGAUACAAGGCUAGCUAAUAGUGCUGGAACAAUGUCUAACAGGAUGGUCGGUCCUCCUACUCAACAGCAGAGAGGGGGUCCUAACUCUCAGCCAGUAGGAGAGGAUAUGGCCAGAAAGGGUGCUGCGAUUGACAGGAAGGGUAACAUGACCCAAAGGUCAACAGUGACUGCAGUGAAAAAAAUGGACAGAUCACAACAGAAUCCUCCGUCUGAAUACGAGAGAAAAGUGGAAGGAAGUUUGCAUAGAAACAGAUCAGAAAGGUCAAGAACAAUAGGUCAAGUAUCAUCAUCAAGUGACCGAGGGGCAGGUACUGGACAGGAUUCCAGUUCUCCUGGCACACAUGCACAGCAUCCUGGAGUGAAUGUGGUCACCCAAGUCCAACAGUAUGGCCGAGACCCACGGCAGGAUGAGUUUGGUCAGCGUGUCAUGUACAAAGAGCAGCAGAAUCCUCAUUUUGGUAUGGCUGUCCAUGGAGGAGAUACAAGUCUGGAUGUCCAAGGGAUGGAAAAUGUCCGUAGUCAACUCCAGAGUAUGCUGAAAUUUUCAUCAGAUGCUCUCAAUGAAACACAGCAGUACAACCAUGUUGAUUCGGUCAGUGGACUUUUGAUGGAUGUGCCACAGGAUCCCUACCUGUAUCAGGCCUCGCUUGACCAGUCAGUCUCCAGGGGUAAAGAAGAUGCAUCAGAGUUUUAUGAGAACUUUCCGAGUUUUUCAUCUCGUAUUUGGUCAGACACUUCCAAUGUUGCCCGUAGUGAUACCUCGUUACAGCAGGAGAACCAGCGUCUCAAGGAUAUGUUGGAGAAGGAGCGGUAUCGCAGGAAGCAUUGUGAGCAGCACAUUCAGAAACUCAAUGUCAAACUGUUAGAGACCCAACAACAGGUUGCUGUGGCUGUUUCCACUGACAAACGUAAAGACAUCAUGAUUGAACAGCUUGACAAGCAAUUAGCCAAGGUUGUGGAAGGAUGGAAGAAAAGAGAUGAGGACAAAGAGCAAUUCAUCAAACAAAUGGAAAGAGAAAAGGCGCAGUUGGAGGAAAAUCUGUCUAAACAGCAGAAUAUUACUGCCAACUUUGAACAAGAUAUGUCUCGAGCUGUGAAUGAGAUUCGUCAGGAGAAAGAGGAGGCCAUUUUGACCAUACAAAAACUGAGGACUGAGGCUGAUGACCAUGAACGGAAUCGCAUUCACCUUGAAGAUGUCAUCAAGUCUGAACGAGAAAGAACAGAACUGAUGGAACAGGAAUGGCAGAAAGUCAGAGAAAACCGUGAAUUAAAUGAGAUGAAAGUGCAACAGUUGCAAGAUAGAUUACAUAAGGAGCAGGACGAAUGGUUCAGAAGGGAACAGGAACUUCUGCAGCGUGUGGAGGAAGUGACAGAGAAAAACAUCAAGGUUGUUCAGCAGGAACGGACAAAGAACACUGAGCUGGAGAGUCAGGUAAAGGAAUUAGAGGAGAAAAGACAGAAGUCUCUCACAGACAUCAAACGUCUGGAGAUGGACAUGGACGUCGUCACAAGGGAAAAAGAGAGUAUGAAGGUAGAGAUGGGGAUAAUGGAAGACAAGUAUGAGACCUCACAAAGGACGCUCGAGGCAGAACUACACUCACAGAUGCAGAAAGAGAUAGCAUCCCAGAUCGCUGAUGUCCAUAAACGUAUCGAGGAAGAGGAGGAGACGAUGAGAGAGAAUCAUCGUCACCAAGUUAUGGAGUUAGGACAAAGACACAAACGUGAGAUGGAAAAACAACUGGCCCGCUACCAUGAGGACCUGAAAAAUCGUGAGGAUGAAAGCAGGAAGAUUUGUCAGGAAUAUGAACAGAAGCUCCAUGAUAGUAGGACAGAAAUUACUUCACUGCAAUCGUCGAAACAGAAACUUGAGUCCCAGAGGAGCGAGAUCCUUACGAAGCUGCAGUACAUGAUGCAGUCACAGUGGAAUGAGGCCGUGUCAUUACUGUCUGGCUCUCCCAGCAGAAAGAAGUUGCCGUCCUCAAACACAUCCUUCUUGUCCAUGGCUGGCCAGACAGAUGAUGGUGUCCAGUCUGUUGGUCCAGCAGUUAACACUCUGACCACAGACACUGCUGACCACAAUCCCCUGGGUGUGUCUGAGAGUGGCCCCUUUAACCCUGAGCUCAGUUUGGCUGACUUCAGCACCUCUCUACAUAUACAGCAACUUCUCCAGAGUCUUUCUCUGCCAGGUAUAAGAGGAACAAGUUCUCCUGAGGCAGUAGGUAGCUCAACCUACGAUCAGGGUGUCACUAAGUUGGUGACUUCACAACCAGUCAAUACAAAUACUGACAGACUUACAAAACCAGGGACAAAUCAACAGCCAGUAACAAUAAGCCCAGAGACAUUCCAAAUGCCAAGCAAUCCACCGACAACAAUGAAUCAAGAGGUGUUCCAAAAUCCAAACCAUUCACAAACAUUAAUUAAUCCAGAGGAUUAUCAAUUACCAAACAACACAUUGUUGUCUUUUCAAAAUACAGAGAGAUUUCAUGGACAUGACACAAGUCAGCGGUCAGAUUUAUAUAACCAAAAUGUUCAUAACUGGCUCCACCAGGCGACCAUUACAAGCCUGCAGCCAACAUCUACUAACAACUUUGAUUGGUCAACUCAACAGGCCAAAAUGGCAUUAGCAGCCAAUCAUCAGCAGCAGCAGCAGCAGCAGCCUGUUGCUGUGCCCAUCAGGCCUCCUCAGCAGCACAGCAGUGAGGUUCAGCAUCAUGAGCAGACCCCUGACAGUACUCUAUCUGAGCAUCCCUCUGAUUGGUCGCAGCCUGGCCACUCGCCCCCCACCAAACUGCAGGGUCACCGACGCAUUAGGGAGGAUCAACAGAAGUCUGAUGAGGAUGAGACUUCAGAAAACUUGAGACUUGAUGUGGACUACAGUCAGUUAUCGGACAGAUUAAGGGAACACGAGUCGCGCCAGGGGCAGCUACAGCACUAUAUACAAAUGCUUCUGCAGAAACCUCCAGGUUCAACCAAUGAGGACGGAGAUGAUUAUGAAAACAAUUCUCAGACAUCUCAAGACCAGACAGAGGAACUGGACUUAAAUGAUACUGCGCAAGCAGCUCAGCUUCAGAGGGAGCUCACACGGAUUCAGCAGCUUCGAGAUGGGAAGGCUACAAGUACAGGAAACAAACAGACCGUCCCCAGUCAGGGCAACUCAUUUCAAGGAGUACUUAGUCCAGACCAGCUGGCUGAAAUAUCCAGAUUAUUGGGGCACCAGAAUACGUUAAUGGAGCAACCUCAGGUUCACCAACAGGAUGCAGAACAGAUCACAGAGUUAAUGGAGGUGUUAAAGAGUUUAAACUCAAGACAGCCCCCAAAACAGUCUGGACAACAACCACCUCCAAAGGGAGGGAAGAAAUCAGCUCCCCCCAACAACAGUUCACCACGCUCCCCACCUCAGGUCACACACAGAGAUGUGGCCAAGGUCAAGCGGAAUCUCAAGGUCGCUCUGGCAGGAAUGCCUGAAGGAGUCCAAGGACAGACUACUUCAAAACCAGGGUCACAGGUCAAAAAAACUGACAGAAAAGUAGCACCUGUUGUAGCAGGUGGGGUCAGGCCAACUCAAGGAAAGGUCAAAUCAGCAUGGAAAUAGUUUGUGAUUGGUCAGGGGAAAAAAGUGGGCGGAGUCUGUGAUAUUGAUUGACAGAAUGAUGUCUGUUACCUAAGUGUGAACCUGUUCUUGUUACCAAAGUUUAUAUAUAACAUUAUAAGUUUAUGGUACUGUUGUGCAAAAACAUCAAAUUUCAUACAUAUAAUGUAUCAAAGUUGAUAUUUGAAGACAUGACUCUUACAGUUUAUGCUGUGAGGACUUUUUUUACCUCACUUAAAGUGAAAGAAUCUUAUGACAAGGAAAGAAAUGUUUUCUAAAUUAAUAGUUGUGCGAAAACCUAUAAUCAUGUUAUUGUUAUGAUAGGAUAUACUGUUAAAAAGUGGUACAUAAUGGAUACUGGCAAUUUUGUACUACUACCUGAAAUUGCAAGUUCAGGCGUGCAAGGAAUGACCUGGUAAAAACCUAAUGGGAAGUGGUCUUGGGGAUUCACCCAUGUUUUAUUGUCAUUUAUGGCCUAUAAUGUAAUCAAACUUCAUAUGAUGUUUUUGAUGGUCAGAGAAAAAACAUGUUUUGUGACUACUUUCUUGCCAUUACAAUGAAAAUAGAUUUUUGAAUUUCACAAUUUGGACUUUUCAUGUCAGAUUCAUCAUAAUUAGUCAUUGCUAAAAUUAAAAAAGACUUAAUGUGAUGUUUUAAACAUUCAAGAAAGACGACUAUAUUACUCAAAUUAGUAAAAAUUCGAAAACCUUGUGAUUUUGUAGUUGUGGCAAGCUUUUUUUUUGUGCAUUCACCAUAACACACAUGUAUUAGCAUUGAAUGCAGUCUUUAUAGAAUCAUGCACAUCAGAGUUCGGCUCACAAGGGCUGUACACAAUGUGGUAACAUCUGACUUGUACAAUUGUUAAACUUUAGUGGCCAGUAACAGAAUUCUAUAACCAUCAUUUAUCAUCUGCUUUCUAUGAAAAUGUGGAAUGUAUGUUUAAAUGGGAUGAUUUCUAGAGUUCACAUUUUGGAUAGACUUACUCCCAUGGCUACAUGAAGUAGAAAUCAAAACAAGUCAACUAGAUAAUAUUUUUUCUGGAGAAGUGUUGUUUGUUGAUGUUUCAAUGUGACUGAGAGUUUACAAACAUUACAGUAGUUUCAUGACAAAUGGCCACAAUGCUAAGUGUUCUUCCCGUGAAUUUGAUUUGAUAACUUAUGCAUUGGUACCUUCAACAUGUAUCCAGUUAUUAAACAUUAAGUUGUUGUUUAUAUUUAAGGAAUCUCCCAGGUUUAAUCUAUUUGCUUUGAUGUAAAAAAAUUAUUGGAAGUAUUUUGAAAAUCAGUGCUAUGAAUAUAUUACAUAUUUUUUAUAAUGAAAAAUACAGAAGUGGGGUGGGUGGAUGGGGUGGCGUUUCUCAUUGAUUACUGUUUGGUAAAGAGUGUAUAAACAAUACAAUAACUUGUAACAGUGUGAUGGCAUUGUCCAAUUUGGUAAAUGUGAUAUUUUUGGUGUCAGCAUGUAAUUUUUAUACAGGAGUGAAUAUUAUGAAAUU
Molecule: messenger RNA, 6762 nt
Organism: Pecten maximus
Lineage: Eukaryota; Metazoa; Mollusca; Bivalvia; Pectinida; Pectinidae
Exons: 25
Coding region: 129-5270 (1713 amino acids)
Biological process (GO): mitotic cytokinetic process; centriole replication; centrosome separation
Cellular component (GO): centrosome; centriole
Source: RefSeq, a predicted model, not a curated record